This is a messenger RNA of Klebsormidium nitens, 936 nucleotides long. NCBI's taxonomy places the organism in Eukaryota, Viridiplantae, Streptophyta, Klebsormidiophyceae, Klebsormidiales, Klebsormidiaceae. The record is from the annotation of a GenBank genome assembly.
AUGGAGCAGGAGGGGAUACUGACAACGCUGGAAGAUCUCCCAGAGGACGUGCAAUGGAGGAUACUGAAGGCAGCUGUCCAAUGCGCUCCAUUGAAGGUGGCGGGCAUCAGGGCGUCUUGGCUUCGCAGUAUCAGGGCGGUGAACAGAAACUGGCGGCAAUUCUGCCAAGCCUACGUCACGACCCUCCACGUGGCAUGGAGGAAGACGAGAACGGGUCCCGCCGACUUUCUUGCAGGAGUCGUGCAGCGCCAACCCAAGCUGGAGACCUUGAGAGUGACUCUCGGGCCAGCCAAAUGGACGCAAACAGUGGCGACAAUCUGGAAGGAUGUUAUACCCCUCGUCGAGUGGAGAAAAGUGAGCAUCCGAGGCAUCCCCCGGAAGCAAACGCGUCACUCGAUUUCGGACAGCGUGACGACAGCUGCCAACAUGGAGAGGAUCCAAAGCUCGAUUGGCGGUCUGCUUUUGUCCACUCGACUCACGGCCUCCAAACUCGUGGACCUGACUGUCGUUGGUUUUGUAGGCCAAGACAGAAUGGAUUUUGCAGCAGACAUGGCUCAGAUCGUCGACCACGCUCCUUGCCUCAAGAAGCUUCAUAUCGAUGACCAGGCUCUGGAUCUGAACCACUUUCUGAAGACGGUCAGACCGUCAGAACGGCUGGAGCAACUACGGAUCGAUUUCGCUUGGGUCUGGUGUCCGAAAGAGCUCCAAGCACGGCGUGAGGCCCUUGACAUGCUGGGGAAAUUUGUAAAGCUCACCUCCCUGACGGUUCAAACCUGGGAGAGCCGCGCAGAACUGAUCUCGUGGGGCGGGUGGACAGCGUUUCGUCACGGUACACGUAGUCCGGGGUACAACUGGAACUUUCUAGCACGGCUUUCCGAUCUAGAGGACUUCGUCUACGGACACAGAGGAUCAGAUCAGAAGCUAAUCGAGAUCUAG